AUGACUUUCGCGUGGAAAGCCGCUGGCAUUACCUACAACCGGUACCUGGCCAUUGCCGGCCGCGCGGUCCGCCGCAGUCUGAAGGAGGACAAGAGAAUUGCUGCUGAGCGCCGCGGCGAGAUGGAGUUGCGGUUCGCCAAGUGGAACAACGGCAAGCAGGGUGAGCUACAGAACCUUGCCGAGGCCAACAACGCCGCGGCCGCUGGCUCGAGCUCGUAUCCCCCCACCAUGUCACUUUUUAGCGGCGGGUUGCUUGGAGGAGGGCGGGAUACCAGGGAUGCGAACGGCGAUGGUGCCGUAUCUAAUAGUCUCUCCGGCCUAUCCAUUGCGGAGGAGCGGAAGCCAACCGUGUCUCCCACUGUAACCAGCCAGGGCGUCAUCUCCUUUGAUAUAACAGAAAGGUUUAUCAAUGCAGCCAAAGCUCUCAAACCGGGAGGGCUAGUCAAGGAUGGUUACUUUACGCUUUUCGAGUCUGUCGGGGCCCUCGAGAUCAUGGAUCCCAAAAUGGACAGUGGUUGUCUGGCAGAUGGCGAAUCCCUUGACCCUGACUACAAUGUCACGGAGCCUCUGCUUCCUACAGAAGUAAUUGGUAUCAUCGAUCAGCUGCUAUGCCAUGAGACCAUCCUCACCAGUGUUCAUAUCACCAGGAUGAUGGACCCAACACCUCAGACGAUUGAUGAAGCUCACUUUAUUCGCCAGGGCGAUUUUAACAUCUCAGAAACUGGAAAUGAUAAUGACCGCGAACUGGACGCCGCAAUGCAUACUAUCCUGCGCGCGUAUUGUCUGGGACUUUUGAAGACAUGUUGGUACGUAAACGAGCAGAUCAAAAGCGAACAUUACUACGAGGAGGAGGACUUUGUGACAAAUACAUACAACCAGAGUCUAUUGGAUAACAUCAGUCGGGAGGAGAUACGGGACAACAUACAGGAUGCCCGGUCUAUAGUCCGUCGUCUACAGAAUGUCUUGACCAUGGAAAUUAUCGAGGCGCUUGACUAUCGUCUAGAGCUGCGGUAUGCGAUUCUCCGGGCCAUCGAGCUCACGGGCCUGCGCGGCAACCCCGACUCGAUCAAAAUGCCCUGGGUAGAGCUCAAGGCCGUCUUGGAACAGGUCAACUCUUCCCACUACCUUGGACAACCAGUCCCAGAUGCCUUUAGCCCAAAGCUGCAGCGACGCUUGGCUAGUACGAUGCCACCACGGCCGAUUGUCGAGCUUGAGUUUUCACAAGCCUACGACAUGUGGACUGCAUUCGUCGCGGAUGGUUUGGAGAUUAUACAAGUGCUCAACUACCACGACUCCCAGACUCUGCUAAACUUUGUAUUUUGGUUUCAGGCCAAGAAACCGCAGCCGAUAGUCUUUAUUCGCACUCUCCUAGAGAGCUACAUAUUCAAGGAUCAAAUCAUCCUGGGCACCAAGAGUAUCCGGCAGCUGAUGGAUGACGACUUCUCCCUGGUUGUCAUGCCGUGCAGCCUACUUCUCGAUCCGCAGAACGACUCGAUCGAGGUACCGCACGACCCUCGAUACGCAAUCGCAUACCAGAUGGAGGUGUUCCGACAGCGUGCUGCGCAGCAUUACCUUGAAAUAUUUCAGUGCCUCUGUCAAAACCGUUGCCGCGCGCGGCGAAAUAUGUGUCAUCUUAUAAAUGAGCUGGACCUGGUACAGAUCGACGCCGAAGAGGUCGAUCAGCUGCUGAGAAUAGCCGUGGAGGAGCAUCCGCUUAAACAACAGACGCGCCUGGAUCCCACAGACCCCAACUCGACCUCAAACGCCCUCCCCUUGUCAUCGUGGGUGUACCUCUACAAGCUUCGGCUGAUGGAGUGGAUCGUUCAACUCGGCUUCGAACUCUCCCUCUAUGCCCCCGACGAGUUGGGGGGCAUGUACUGGUACUUGACGUAUCUGGCGCAGAAGCGGAUACAUCACCUCGAACGCAUCAAAAAGUUCACUCUUCUUAGCAUGCACGAGCUACGGCUGAGGCACAAAUCGAGCAAGAAGGGUAUCGAUGACCUCAGCGAUCUGCCACCGGAACAGGAGGCUCUUCUCACGCGGUCCCUGUCCUAUCUCCGCAACGCGAUGAUCGACGCCGCCGUGACCAUGGAGCUGGCAACGGCGCUGCACUGCCUGUACACGGCCCUCUACCGGUUCGAACUCAUCCGUCCCGCGCCGCCAAACUGCUUCAGCAACGGCAAGCUGCGGUACGAGGUGCGCAUGAAGCCGUUCGCGGGAAUAGGGCUGCCAGAGCUACCUUCGUACGAGCUCUACUCGCGGCAGUCCACACUAAGGCACCUCGCCACGACGGCCGAGGUGCUGGACGUGGCGGACAAGGCGGUCGCCAGCGCGCGAAAGGCGUAUGAGCACGUCGUCAAGUUCACCGAGAAGGAGGCGUUCGCCGUGGGACCCACGCACCAGCGCUGGCUUGCUGGCACCAAGAGCUGCAUCAAGUCUUGCAUCGCGACGGGCAUAGCCAUAACGAGCCUGAGGCAGAGCGGCGCGUCGCUGCGUGCCGAGGUGCCACUUCCAGAUGAGUGCUAUAAUCCAUGGUGGAUUGUGCCCAAGGUCGGUGCCAACAACCCGGAGUAA
This is a messenger RNA of Pyricularia pennisetigena, 2574 nucleotides long. RefSeq lists its product as uncharacterized. Lineage: Eukaryota; Fungi; Ascomycota; Sordariomycetes; Magnaporthales; Pyriculariaceae. Gene Ontology annotation, cellular component: NatC complex. The record is from RefSeq and is a predicted model, not a curated record. Gene Ontology annotation, molecular function: proton-transporting ATP synthase activity, rotational mechanism. Bases 1 to 2574 code for a protein of 857 amino acids. Gene Ontology annotation, biological process: N-terminal peptidyl-methionine acetylation; proton motive force-driven ATP synthesis. The transcript is spliced from 9 exons.